AUGGCUCCCAGAAGACCAUACGUCUCCUUGUUCCCCAACAGCAUUCUCGACGUCGACUUGUGGAUGCGCUUCAUGGAAGAUGAGGAAAUCACAGCUGACUGUCCGCCACCAGUCAAGGACGUUCUUGACAUGGCUUCCACGAAACUAUCCAGUUCCAAGACUUCCAAUGUCAGCUUGACUGUGUCUGAUCAAGAACAAGCGAUCACGUAUCUCUUGGAACAUUCAAUCGAAAGCAUCCUUCACGAUCUUCUUCUCGACAUUCACCAAGAUGAAAAGAUCGCUCGGAUGCAGACUGCCGUCCUUGAAGUCGAACAGAGAGCUGAGAAACUGAAAUCCAAGGCCUCCCAAGAUGCAGAAACCACCGACAAUACUGAACAUGAAGCUGUCGAGACUGACGCUGCUGUGCUCAAGUCCGGCCAGGUUCAGCUCAAAGGAAAUCCGAUGAAGACAGUCAAACACAUCAGAUGCCCGAACUGUCGUCUCCGCCGCUUGCUGUACCCUCGCGUUGGUUAUAAUGCUCGUCCUGUCCCAGAUGCCAAUGAACAGUACUGCAAAACUGAACCGAUGAUUGUUCUUGACAAACAUGAUGUCCAUGGCCAACGCAAGAAAGGUGUCAAAGUUAAAGGUGCGGCCAAAGGCAAGAACAAGAAGAAGAAGGAUGACCCAAGCUCACCGGCUGCAUCUGAGAACUCCGAUCCACUGACUCCAUCUUCGUCCAUGCCCACCGAAUCAUUUGAAUUCAAAGAGAUCGACUAUCCAGCUGCCAAAUGCCCGAACCGCGAAUCUCACCUUGGUGACCACUGGAAAUCUGUCAAUGUCUUCGCCACACAUCUCAACGGAAGCUGCUACCUCAAGAAAGAUCGUGCGGCCGGCCGCGAAGCCAAUGCAAAGAUUGGUGGCACUCCGCGUGACAGCAGGGCCAAUUCACCCAAACCAACCGCCAACGGCGGGGUCAAGAGAAAGGCGGAGGACGACGACAAGGAGAAGGGCCUCGGCCCAAAGAACAAGAAGCAGAGGACAGGUGGAGACGGGAAGAGGGGGGACAAGAAGGCUCCUCCGAGCAAGUUGAAGGAAGUCAACAAUGUUGACGAUGGCAAGCCGGGCGAGAGCCCAUUGAAAGAGGCCAACGGCGACGCGCCUCAAGCGACGCCAACCAAGGCGGCAAGAGACGCGAGCUCUGAGCCGCAAAUCAAGCUCAAGCUCAAGGCGGGCGUGGGCGCUGGUGCUGGUGGAGAGGGGGCCGCUCGCAAGAAGCCGGGCAAGGCCAGCAAGAAGGAGAGAUGA
Fonsecaea multimorphosa CBS 102226 is the source of this 1284-nucleotide messenger RNA. RefSeq lists its product as uncharacterized. Bases 1 to 1284 code for a protein of 427 amino acids. The record is from RefSeq and is a predicted model, not a curated record. The transcript is spliced from 2 exons. Lineage: Eukaryota; Fungi; Ascomycota; Eurotiomycetes; Chaetothyriales; Herpotrichiellaceae.